Molecule: messenger RNA, 627 nt
Organism: Egretta garzetta (little egret)
Lineage: Eukaryota; Metazoa; Chordata; Aves; Pelecaniformes; Ardeidae
Gene: TMEM252
Product: transmembrane protein 252
Exons: 2
Coding region: 1-627 (208 amino acids)
Source: RefSeq, a predicted model, not a curated record
AUGCCAAAAUAUGUUUUCACCUUCCUUCGUCUUUUUCUGCUCUUACUUGGUUUCUCCAUUAUUUGUCUGGGACUCCUUUGCGUUUCCACACGUUCCUCCACAUGUAUAUGUGGAAAUAAUGAGGUGGUGGUUUAUUGCCUGUUAUCUGUGGGGCUCUUUCUCCUUGUGACUGGCACCUUCUGGAGCACUUUCCAUGAAGUCUUGAAAUACAGAGGCCUCAGCAGCAUCUUGAUUCGAAAUCCCAGCCAUAGAGAGCUACGUAUCAGCACCAUAGACAGGCCUGACUUCUAUCCCCCCUGCUACGAAGACUGCACAGAUCCUGAAAAACAGACCUUCCCACUGCCAGUUGCCUCCAUGCUAAAGCAGCAAGAAGUCAUCAAUAUCCCCCCGCCUCCAUAUAGUGGAGAGUUCAUCAGCGACACUGACGAGCAGGAGCAGCCACCACCCUAUGAAUUUUCUGUGUGGCAGCUACGGCAGCAGCAAACAGCUGACCAGGACUCAAACACCGGAGGGGAGUCAGAUUCUCAUCCAUCCAUGCAAGAAAACAGCUACCAACAGGAUACAGGCUGCCAAGCGACCUCAGAAAGAGCAAUGCACAUCAGAACAUCUGAGACAGGCAGUGAGUAA